Molecule: messenger RNA, 1131 nt
Organism: Pecten maximus
Lineage: Eukaryota; Metazoa; Mollusca; Bivalvia; Pectinida; Pectinidae
Product: pre-mRNA-splicing factor CWC22 homolog
Exons: 1
Coding region: 1-1131 (376 amino acids)
Source: RefSeq, a predicted model, not a curated record
AUGAGGCCAGACAGCAGUAUGUUCUCAGAUUUGGUUAGGGGUGCGAGGCAGGGAAUGGAAACAGGGUCACCGGGUGCAAAAUGUAAACCCAAUGAGGAUAAGGGUUAUAGCUGGGAAAGGACGGGAUGGACGUUUGAUUCGAAACUACGGCCUUCUCACACAGAGCCCUCAAAAACAACAAGACUGUUUAACAAGGACUGUCUACUUAAGGAUUCCUCACUAUCAUCGGGAGAGAGCAGUGUUGCAGAUUUGGAGAGGAGACUAUCGAAUCUGCGUAUGUCAACUGACAAUUUGAUUUUUAAUCAAACUAAGCAGGAGCCUCCAUCCAAGUCUGACAGGAGUCUCAAACAGGAGCCAUUAUCAGCAUCUUUGUUCAAGUCUGCUGAGGAAAUAAAAAGGCAACUGAUUGAGCAGCAUGCUCAACAAUUAGAAUUAAUUUUGCGGUUGGAGCAUGCAGCAUCUGGAUCUCUGUCUAGGACAACAAAGCGGUCUUGUAGAUCACUUAAGCAGGAGGAUGUCAACAAAGAAAAAGGACAUACUGAUUUAUCUGCUAGGCCUUCUAGGUCUAUUAAUAAGGGUAAGUCUGAUGUAAAACCUACACUGUCCAUUUCUAGGAUGUCCAUGGAAUCCGGUAUGCAGGGUCAGACAGAUCGGUGUUCUACAUCAGCAUCUGUCGACACCAGGUCCCCGUCUCACACAAGGUCACUGAAGGGUCAUAAAGGUGACCGAUACUCUAGACACCGUCGCCAGUCACCUAGGACUACAACCUCGCAUGGUAAGUCUGAAAUCCAGGAUUCGCGUACGCGUAAAGGUUCCAGAGACUCGAGGUCUUCUCGAUCAGAGUUCAAGGUCACGCGCGCGAAAGGGUCAAGGUCGGACAAACAACAAAGGUCGCGAUCGAGGUCAUCAAGCUCGUCCUCGCCAGAGGGGAGGUACUUAUCUGACAAAAGUCAGCAUAAGAAACACAAAUCCUUUAAAUCGCGAUAUCAAAAAGUAAGCGCGGGGGAAAAAAGUCAAAAUUAUACUUUAGUUCUUCGAAGGAUUCCUCCAACAGCAGUUCUGAGGAAGGAAGUCUGGAGCGGUUUUCUAAAUCGCGAAGGGGUAACCCAACAAAGUUACCCAAAAACCUGA